CAACAAAAUCGAAAUGCCAAUUAAAUUUGGGAUUAAAGAAUUAAGGGAGAAAUGCUGAUGCAGGAGCAGACACCGAGCUAGGUGGAUCCGAUUCCGACUAUUAACCCCUCAAAUCGCAAAGUUCUCUAUUCUAAUCGGAGAUCUUCAACUUUUCUUCACCCAUUUCUGCCUAUCUGAAUUUUGCAUCUCCUUCAACUUCAAUUGAACUCGCAUGUUUCAAUCGGAUUGUUUACUGUAAUUGCAUCGACUUAUAGCGGGUGUAGGGUAGCUGGAAUUGUUCUCCGAUGGAGUGGGCCACUGUGCACCAUCUGGAUCUACGGCAUACUGGUCGGAGCUCCAAACCCUUACAGCCCCAUGCCGCUGCAUUCCACCCGACUCAGGCGGUCGUCUCCGCCGCCAUCGGCACUCAUAUCAUAGAGUUCGAUGCUUAUACUGGGGCUAAGAUCGCGUCUGUGGACAUAGGCUCACCGGUUGUUCGCAUGGCUUAUAGCCCCACGGCUGGCCAUUCGCUCGUUGCGGUGCUUGAGGAUUGUACGAUCCGUUCCUGUGACUUUGACACUGAGCAAACCUGUGUUUUGCAUUCACCUGAAAAGAGGACUGAACAGAUAUCAAUUGACACUGAAGUCCAUCUCGCAUUGACUCCUCUUCAGCCUGUAGUGUUUUUCGGUUUCCAUAAGAAGAUGAGUGUGACAGUUGUUGGAACCAUGGUAGGUGGGAAAGCACCCACCAAAAUAAAGACCGACCUGAAGAAACCUAUUGUCAAUCUUGCUUGCCAUCCCCGUCUUCCAGUUUUGUAUGUGGCUUAUCAAGACGGUUUAGUUCGAGCUUACAAUAUCCAGUCAUACGCUGUUCUGUAUACUCUACAACUUGAUAACACCAUCAAGCUACAGGGUGCUGGAGCAUUUGCAUUUCAUCCAAAACUGGAAUGGAUAUUUGUAGGUGACAGACGAGGUACAAUUUUGGCGUGGGAUGUUUCCACCGAAAGACCUAUAAUGAUCGGAAUUACACAGGCAGGCUCACAACCAAUCACAUCACUUUCCUGGCUCCCAAUGUUGCGAUUGCUUGUCACGUUAUCAAAAGACGGAAGUGUUCAAGUCUGGAAAACACGCGUAGUUGUGAAUCCCAACAGACCACCAAUGCAAGCAAAUUUCUUUGAGCCUGCUGCUGUCGAAUCCAUCGACAUCCCUCGUGUUCUAUCUCAGCAAGGAGGAGAGGCUGUUUAUCCUCUCCCUCGAAUAAGGGCUUUAGAAGUUCACCCAAAAUUGAAUCUAGCAACAUUACUUUUUGCUGGAAUGGCUGGGGGAGAUAACCGCAAGAAUCGAGCUGCUUAUACUAGAGAAGGUCGGAAACAACUGUUUGCUGUUUUGCAAAGCGCAAGGGGAUCUUCAGCAUCUGUCUUAAAGGAAAAACUAGCAUCCCUGGGUUCUUCUGGUAUAUUAGCUGAUCAUCAACUGCAAGCUCAACUUCAAGAGCAUCAUAUGAAAGGUCAAAGCCAGCUUACAAUUUCUGACGUGGCGAGGAAGGCUUUUCUUUACAGUCAUUUUAUGGAAGGCAAUGCAAAGAGUGCUCCGAUAUCCCGAUUACCUCUCGUUACCAUUAUGGACACAAAAAAUCAUUUGCGAGACUUUCCUAUUUGUCAGCCAUUUCACCUGGAAUUAAAUUUCUUCAGUAAAGAGAACCGGGUUCUGCACUAUCCUGUCAGGGCUUUUUAUAUUGAAGGGACAAAUCUCAUGGCGUAUAAUCUUACUUCUGGAAAUGAAAGUAUCUAUAAGAAACUUUAUACUUCGAUACCUGGAAAUGUAGAAAAUAAUCCAAAAUACAUUAUUUAUAGUAAAAAGCAGCACAUAUUUCUUGUAGUAUAUGAGUUAAGUGGUGCUACGAAUGAGGUAGUGCUGUACUGGGAGAACACAGAUCCUCAGUUUGCAAAUAGUAAAGUUACCACAGUAAAAGGUGCAGAUGCAGCCUUCGUUGGUUCUAAUGAAAAUCAAUUUGCAAUUCUGGACGAGGAUAAGACUACACUUUCCUUGUAUAUAUUGCCAGGGGCUGGCUCUCAAGAAUCCGUUGAGAAAAAUUUAACUGCUUCUGAAAACCAGUCGGAGGAAACUGAAACCUCUUCUAUUAAGGGUCCCAUGCAGUUUAUGUUUGAGAGUGAAGUUGAUCGCAUCUUUUCUACUCCUCUAGAGUCAACUUUGUUAAUUGCUUCUCAUGGAGAUCAGAUUGCUUUGGCCAAACUUAUUCUAGGAUACCGUCUUCCUAGCACAGAUGGGCAUUACAUCUCAACAAAAGCUGAAGGGCGGAAAUCGAUUAAAUUGAAAGCAAAUGAGGUGGUACUUCAGGUACAAUGGCAAGAAACACUUAGGGGCUUUGUUGCUGGUAUAUUGACCACACAACGUGUGCUCAUUGUUACAGCUGAUUUAGAUGUAUUGGCCAGUUCUUCCACAAAAUUUGAUAAAGGACUUCCUCCAUUUAGAUCCCUGUUGUGGCUUGGACCAGCACUUCUCUUUUCUACUUCUACUUCCAUUAAUGUGCUGGGUUGGGAUGGAAAAGUUAGAACAAUCCUUUCAAUUAGCAUGCCUAAUGCAGUGCUGCUUGGAGCUUUAAAUGACCGCCUGCUGCUUGCAAUCUCCAGUGAUAUCAAUGUUAGUCAAAAGAAGAAAUUUGAGAUCAAACAUUGCCUUGCGGGGCUACUUGAACCUCUUCUCAUUGGAUAUGCAACAAUGCAACAAUGUUUUGAGCAGAAAAUCGAUUUGUCUGAAGUACUAUACCAAAUAACAUCAAGGUUUGAUAGCUUGCGUAUUACUCCAAGAUCACUUGAUAUUCUCGCUAGCGGCUCUCCAGUUUGUGGUGAUCUUGCUGUAUCACUAUCUCAAUCAGGCCUGCAAUUCACACAGGUAUUGAGGGGAAUAUAUGCAAUCAAAGCACUUCGUUUUUCUACUGCUUUAUCUGCCUUGAAAGAUGAGUUUCUGCGAUCAAGAGAUUAUCCUAGAUGCCCCCCAACCUCACAUUUGUUCCAUCGGUUCCGGCAGUUGGGAUAUGCAUGUAUCAGAUACGGACAGUUUGAUAGUGCAAAGGAGACUUUUGAAGUUAUCUCAGACUUUGAGAGCAUGCUUGAUCUAUUUAUAUGCCACCUUAACCCUAGUGCAAUGCGGCAUCUUGCCCAGAAGCUGGAGGAAGAUGGUGCUGAUUCAGAGUUGAGGAGAUACUGUGAUAGGAUCUUGAGAGUCCGCUCAACUGGGUGGACACAAGGAAUCUUUGCAAACUUUGCUGCUGAAAGUAUGGUUCCUAAAGGACGUGAAUGGGGCGGUGGGAACUGGGAAAUCAAGACACCUACUAACUUGAAGGACAUACCUCAGUGGGCACUAGCUGCUGAGGUGAUGCCUUACAUGAAAACUGACGAUGGAACCAUCCCAUCCAUUGUCACAGAUCGUAUUGGUGUUUAUCUUGGUUUGGUCAAGGGAAGAGGUAAUGUUGUUGAGGUGAGAGAAGACAGUUUGGUGAAAGCAAUUAAAGCUGAUAGUGGUAUCAAGGCUAAUGGUCUCCAGGCAGCUCUUGCUGCCUCAGUAUCAGACAAACCCAAAGUUCCCUUGGAUGGUGAAUCCAAGGCUGGUUCUCUCAUGGGUCUAGAAACUCUCUCACAACAGUUUACUGGUUCCAGUGCUAUAGAUGCUCAGGCAAAGGCUGAAGAAGAAUUUAAGAAAUCACUAUAUGGUACUGCAGCUGAUGGUAGCAGCAGUGACGAGGAGGGAACUUCAAAAAUCAAGAAGUUGCAAAUUAGGAUCCGAGACAAAGCAGUUGCAUCUGCAACAGUAGAUGUGAACAAAAUUAAAGAAGCAACUAAGCAGUUACGCCUGCCAAUUGGUUUGACCAAGUCAUUAACUGGUUCAUCGCCAGAUUUGGGUGCACUUGUACCUCAACCCACCCCAGCUACCACGGGAACCCUCACAAGUCAAGCUUCUCUCCCUGGAGAUCUUUUUGGAACCAGCACAUUGGUUCAGGGGCCAACUUCAUCACAGACUACCUCCAUGGGUCCAAGUUCUGGAAGUAAUGCUAGGCCAAUACCAGAAGACUUUUUCCAGAAUACAAUAUCAUCCCUUCAGGUUGCAGCAUCACUCCCUCCUGCUGGGACUAUCCUUACAAGACUAGAUCAAAAUCCUCAAGGACAAGGUAUUGCAAACAACAAGGUCCCAGCUAACCAGGGUAGUGCACCUGCAGUUGAGAUUGGUCUACCAGAUGGUGGGGUACCCCCCCAAGCUACUCAACAACCCAUUCAAUAUCAGCCCAUUGGGUUUCCAGAUGGCGGCAUACCUCCCCAGGUGUCUCCUCAAGCUGCUCCACCUCAACAACAGUUCCAGACGGCACAACUUCCAGUGUCUAGUCAGCCUCUCGAUCUCAGCUCACUUGAAGCUCCAGGAUCAGAAGCAUCUGCAAAAGCUUCACGCGCAGCUUCUCCUCCAAAAGCUGUACGUCCUGGGCAGGUUCCUCGUGGUGCCGCAGCUGCAGUUUGUUUUAAGACUGGACUUGCUCACCUGGAACAAAAUCAACUUUCAGAUGCGUUGUCCUGUUUUGAUGAGGCUUUCUUAGCUCUGGCAAAGGAUCAAUCUCGUGGAGCUGACAUAAAAGCGCAAGCUACAAUUUGUGCACAAUACAAGAUUGCAGUAACCCUUCUCCAGGAAAUAAACCGACUGCAACGAGUCCAAGGCCCCAGUGCAAUUAGUGCAAAAGAUGAGAUGGCCAGGCUGUCUCGCCAUUUGGGUUCGUUGCCACUUCUUGCGAAGCACAGGAUAAACUGUAUUCGGACUGCCAUAAAAAGAAACAUGGAUGUGCAGAACUACGCGUAUGCAAAGCAGAUGCUCGAGUUACUCUUGUCUAAAGCACCCGCUGGUAAGCAAGAUGAAUUGAGAAGCCUGAUUGACAUGUGUCUUCAGAGGGGUUUAUCGAACAAGUCCAUAGAUCCCCUGGAAGACCCCUCACAGUUCUGUGCUGCUACACUUAGCCGUCUAUCUACCAUUGGUUAUGAUGUCUGCGAUCUCUGUGGUGCUAAGUUCUCUGCUUUGUCGACACCUGGCUGCAUCAUCUGUGGCAUGGGCAGCAUUAAAAGGUCAGAUGCCAUUGCUGGCCCUGUUCCUUCGCCAUUUGGCUGAGCUAAAUUACUGAAUCGUUUGAGGCUGUCUGCGACUUGUACCCAAAAUUCCGUCGUUACGUCGACUAGUAGUGGUUUUUUUGAGUAUUUUUUGUUCACCUCAUAUUUUUUUUCCAUUUGUAAAUUUAUGAUAGGACGAUGUUUCGUCAUUGCUCCCUGUUUAUAUAUGUUGUAGUACAACCCUUUUCGUGUUUUCAUUGUUGUAUUACUACAUUUGUAAUUUCUGUUAUUUCAGGUUGAGUUUUCGGGUUACUGGUACCA
Molecule: messenger RNA, 5401 nt
Organism: Salvia splendens (bonfire salvia)
Lineage: Eukaryota; Viridiplantae; Streptophyta; Magnoliopsida; Lamiales; Lamiaceae
Exons: 24
Coding region: 285-5141 (1618 amino acids)
Biological process (GO): autophagosome assembly
Molecular function (GO): protein binding
Source: RefSeq, a predicted model, not a curated record